UCAACUCAUACCAGCAAACACCCCACAGCUUUCCAACCAUGAGCAAGUCCUACUCCUCCUCAGCUGAGACAGCCUCUUCCUACCGCCGAACCUUCGGCUCAGGCCUGAGCUCCACCAUGCCCAGCUCCCUUUUCAGCAAGGGCUCCUCUGGUUCCUCGCGUGUUUCCUCCAGAGUUUAUGAGAUGACCAAGUCCUCGUCUUCCAACCCUAUGCACUCCGGCCACCGCUCUGCAUCCUCUUAUGCCUACGGUGGACCAGCGGCCCGCUCCUACGCGGUCGAGAAGUUGGACUUCAGCCUGGCCGACGCCAUGAACCAGGAUUUCCUGCACACUCGCACCAACGAGAAGGCCGAGCUGCAGCACCUGAACGACCGCUUCGCCAGCUACAUCGAGAAGGUGCGCUUCCUGGAACAGCAGAACCAAGCCCUGUCCGUCGAGAUCGAGCGCAUGAGGGGCCGUGAACCCACUCGCAUUGCUGAGAUAUACGAGGAGGAGAUGAGGGAGCUCCGUAGACAGGUGGAUGCUUUGACCAAUCAGAGAGCUCGUACCGAGGUGGAGCGCGACAACCUUGCCGACGACCUGCAGAAGCUUAAGCUCAGACUUCAGGAGGAGAUCCACCAGAAGGAGGAGGCUGAAAACAACCUCUCCGCUUUCAGAGCUGACGUUGAUGCUGCUACUCUCGCCAGGCUGGACCUGGAGAGACGCAUCGAGGGCCUUCAGGAGGAGAUCGCCUUCCUCAAGAGGAUCCAUGAGGAGGAGAUCCGUGAGCUGCAGAACCAGAUGCAGGAGACCCAGGUCCAGAUUCAGAUGGACAUGUCCAAACCCGACCUGACCGCUGCUCUGAGAGACAUCCGUGGCCAGUACGAGGCCAUCGCCGCCAAGAACGUUGCAGAGGCUGAGGAGUGGUACAAGUCCAAGGUGUCCGAUCUGAACCAAGCUGUGAACAAGAACAACGAUGCUCUGAGAACCGCCAAGCAGGAGUGCAUGGAGUUCCGCCACCAGAUUCAGUCCUACACCUGUGAGAUCGACUCCCUGAAGGGCACCAACGAAUCUCUGAUGAGGCAAAUGAGGGAGAUGGAGGAGAGGAUGGGCCACGAGGCUGGCGGCUACCAGGACACGAUCGGUCAUCUGGAGGCUGAGAUCGCCAAGAUGAAGGACGACAUGGCCCGCCAUCUACGCGAGUACCAGGACCUCCUGAAUGUCAAGAUGGCCCUGGAUAUAGAGAUCGCCACCUACAGGAAGCUGCUGGAAGGAGAAGAAAGCAGGAUUACUCUGCCUCCACAGGCAUUCUCCUCACUGAACUACAGAGGUGAUGUCAGAGAGACAAGCAACACAGAGCAAUUCCAACAGCAGCGUCCGGCUGAGGUCCACUCCAAGAAAACAGUCCUGAUCAAGACCAUCGAGACACGUGAUGGAGAGGUCGUCAGUGAAUCCACACAGCACCAGCAGGACAUCAUGUAAAACAAGACAAGCAGAGCAACGUACAGAGAAAGUAGAAACCAAAUUUUAUCCAAAUUUCAAUAAUUAUCAAAUAAUAACAUUUCCAAGCGAUGCAGUCCUUCAGGUUUUGUUUUGUAUGUAUCCUUUAGUGAUGCCUUUUUAUUAUGACCUAUGAUCUCAAGCAGCUUUGGGAGAAAAAAGGAAAUGAAGCUGAACGUGGUAAUGGACAUGAGAUUAUGAUUAAAGAUGAAUCUGUGGCAGGCAUUGCUAACUGAAACGGCAAAUGCUCAAACAUUGAAUUUUGUUGUACGAUUGUUAUGUGCGCUUGUGAGUGAACGGGUCCGGCUGGCAUCGAAAGAAAAUAUCACUGCAUACCAUGUAUUGAUUUUGUGGUCUCAUUAAAACGGAACUUGAAGCAGAACAAUGUGA
Molecule: messenger RNA, 1868 nt
Organism: Trichomycterus rosablanca
Lineage: Eukaryota; Metazoa; Chordata; Actinopteri; Siluriformes; Trichomycteridae
Gene: desma
Product: desmin a
Exons: 9
Coding region: 39-1460 (473 amino acids)
Biological process (GO): skeletal muscle organ development; intermediate filament organization
Cellular component (GO): cytoplasm; cell-cell junction; sarcolemma
Molecular function (GO): structural constituent of cytoskeleton
Source: RefSeq, a predicted model, not a curated record